GACCGUUCCCUUACGUGUGUAAAUUUGGUUGCCAACUCUACGGUUAAAGGCACCUACGGUUCGCUACUGGCGAUUGGCACGUGUAAACAGUGCGAAAGAAUUUAGAAGAUCGACCUUGUAAACAGUGCGUACGAAUGCAGAUGAUCGUGAGCUGCAAAUGCGAUGAGCUGUUUCAGCUCCGAGAAGUGCCGGUAAAACGGAAAAACGACCGCUAGCUGGAGUAUUUAAGGCAGCUCCUUCGGACUGGCAGCGUUAGUGCGCUUUCACCAGAUACACAAUGGACAAAUACCUGCGAAACUUCAUCAAAUAUCAGCCGUUCAUGAUCGUCUUGUUUACGCUGCAGAUGGUGGCGGUGCUUACACCGGCGAUGGCACAGACUGAACCGGACGGAAUCGAAAAUCUACGCUUCGGAGGCAAGGUGGCAGUAGUAUUCGGCUUCAGCUGGAUCCUCGCUGUGGUAUCGCUGAUCGCGGCGAUACAUAAGGAAGACAAACGACUCAUCUAUCCGUACGCGUGCGUGUUUGGGUUUGAGCUUCUGCUACUAGUACUGCGCGAAUUUUACGUCAUUGCAGUCCAUGGGUUUUUUAUCGAAGUUUUUACAAUCAAAAUGUACGUCGCAGCGCUAGUUGUACCGUAUGUUUGUGGAAGCCUGUUUGCACUGCACCGGCUGUUCACGGUGGACCCGAUCGAAACGCGGCUUGACGAGGGAUUUGUGCGCUUCGAUCGCAACGAGAUGGCGGCCGUCGCGGAAAGCCAAAUUAGCUCCUCAACCAUCAGCCCCGUGCCCACUCAUAAUACACCGCAGGUGGUGUAGUAGAAGGAUAAAACUAUGGUAAGGUGGACACACUAACCAAGGUUUAACGUUGCGCUGUGACACCAUCAACGCCAUUGCCAUUGCUCGAGUGCCCUGUGUGGGUGUAUGAUUAAUAAACGAGAAAUCGUCAAGAUACCUUUUUAAUGGUCAAGUUACCAAUAAACGCUGUCAGCUUAGGUUAAAAACAAAAUCAUGCCCUUUUAAAGUACUUAGCAUUUUAUUAACACGGUUAUUAUUAACAGAUCGAAUGGAAUGUGAUUGUUAUGGGAUGUUGGGAAGCGCACUGUGUUUGCUAACAGUUCUACACCAUUUGUAAGGAUACACACACACACACGCAAACCCUUGGGAAGCGAUAACGUAAAAGCAUGAACGAUUAGUUCAUUCGGGCAAGCGCUGUUGAUGAGACAUGCAAGCAAGCUUAGGAAAUACACACAGGAACACACACACACACAGAAACAGUCCAAACAUACACAAACUGAUAGCACACACAAGACCACACAGCAGAGACGCAGCAGGGAUGCUUAGAUAGAAGGGAGCUUAUGGUAGGGUAAGAGGAUCGCACCUAUUCCGCCACGAGUGCCGCCUCCUCCUCCUCGGCGAGUGCAACCGGAUUGGUGAUGCCGUUGCUGAACCGUACAAAAUUGUCACCCGUCUGUGGUUUCGGAUCGGUGCUGAACAGCCGGCCCAGCGCGACCAGCGUCAUGAACAGAUAGCAAGUAAUGUCUGGAAAGUUAACGUUUUGCGUUAAUGAUGCCGUUUGAAGGGGGAUGCUGUUUUUUCCCUCUGGGGAGACAACACUUACACAGCACGGCCAGCAGCGUGGGAAUGUUCACAAACACCAUCGAGUACCAGCGUCGAUCGUGCCAUAUCAUCACGAUAUCCCGGAUGGCUAGCAACGCCAAAUCCACCAGAUAGAGCAGCGCGAACGGCAGCAGACACUGCUUGAUCUCACAGUGCACUCCGUACAGAAAGGUACAGCCAGCGAAGAACCAGAAUAUGCCCAGCACCAGUGCCGUCGUGCCCAUGAAGCGGUAGUUAUAAUCUAUGCGGCCGUUGAACGGUUAGGACAGUAAGUAGGGAUUUGGAUUCGCGAACGAUGCGUAACACGGCAAGCGGUACAACUUACAAAACUCCAUCGGAUAGUACGGAUCGUUCGAUUGGAAAAUCACCAGCGUCAUCAGGAUGGACAGCAGCAGCGUAAACCCGCCGAUCAUGUAUCCUUGGAAUUUUAUGUAAAACCGUAGGUAGCGCUCCAUACUGCUGUGUCUUUGUGCAAAUGUCACUCAAAUUAACACGCAAAACUGGGCUGUUUGAUGGCGACGAGGAGCUAAUCAGAAGCGCGUCUAACACUGUGCGCUGGUGGCGGAAUGACUGACGAAAAAUGUUUGGCUUCGUGGUGAUCGCCAGGGCGCAGCACCGCCUAUGGGAGAUCGGCAGCCAGAGUACGGAGGUCAGGCCUGCUGAUAAGGCGCUGGAGAUCGGCACUGGUCGGGGGCUGUUCGGCACUGGGCUGCAGGGCAUCUGGUGGGCGAAAGCGCGUCCGUUGCGCUGAUCUUGACCGAGAAAGCGGAAGAACAGCCUCGCGAUAUGAGCGCACAGAUCGGUAAUGCAGUAGCUGUACUUAUCCGCCACCAACAUAAAAAGGGGUUUUUAUAGACUUUCUCGACCAUCUUGCUAUCAGAGACACUCUCCCACGGUUCUAGGAAUAGGUACGCGUUAGACAAGUAACAUUUAUUCGAAACCUUUGAUUGCAGAUUGAGUGUCUAUCAUUAUCAUUUUAGCACUACGCUUGAGUUUGUGUAGUUUGUGGUAUAAAGAUAUAAAUAAAUAACCCUGUUAAGUGGCUGUAAAGGCUACGCUGUGUGAAA
This is a messenger RNA of Anopheles merus, 2682 nucleotides long. RefSeq lists its product as uncharacterized. NCBI's taxonomy places the organism in Eukaryota, Metazoa, Arthropoda, Insecta, Diptera, Culicidae. The transcript has 4 exons. Bases 278 to 814 code for a protein of 178 amino acids. The record is from RefSeq and is a predicted model, not a curated record.